AUGGUGUGCAAGGAUCCAAACCUUCAGUGUGGCUUUCAUGAGCCUGUUCCUAUUCACCACACAUAUCAUCAGCAUGGAGAUGUUAACAUUGCUGGCAUUAUUUCUGUAUUUUUUACAUUUUCUAAACCCAUUGAUUUUAGUCAAAAUCCUUCUCAGGGAUUUCAUGAUGGACUUAUAAUAUAUUUUCAGAAUUACCAGCAUAUCCUGGCCUUAGUGUUUACUGUACAACAGAUUAAUGAAAACUCCCAAAUUCUACCCAAUGUAACACUGGGCUUUCACAUUUUUAACAGCCAUUUUAGUCCAGGCUGGACUUACUUUGCUUCAAUGUUGCUGCCUUUCACUCAGGGAAAAUUCAUCCCUAACUACAAGUGUGGGAUCCCAAAAAUUUUGGCUGCAGUCAUUGGGGGACCUGACAUUGCUCUUCACAUGGCAACUAUAUUGUGCAUCUACAAAGUUCCUCAGGAUCACCAUAGCAGCAUGAAUAACUAUAAUUCUGAACAUACAGUGGGGAUAUUUGGCCUAGCAAAUUGUUCUCCAAUUCUAGAAGCUGAACUAAGAUGGAUCUGGAUUGGAAUUCUUCUAGUAAAAGAUGAAAAAGGAGAGAAAUUUCUCAAGGAGAUACUCCCAAUAUUUUCUGAGCAUGGCAUCUGCAUUGAAUUCAUAGCAGAGUUCCCAAAUGUAGCUUUUUACACGGAUUUUACUGAUAUCAUAGAUGAAGGAUUACAUAUAUACCAUGUUCUCAUGAACAGCACAGCUAAUGUGAUCAUCUUAUAUGGUAACAUUUACUCCUUAUCAGUUCUGAGAAGUUUCCUCCAGUUUUCAGAAGUGGAGGAUAUACCAAAGAAGGAAAAGAUCUGGCUUAUAACUGCUCAGACAGAUUACACUUCAGUGUCUAUUCAUAAAUCUUGGGAUAUCCAUUUCCUACAUGGUGCUUUAUCCUUUGCAGUUCACUCAAAGGAGGUCCAAGACUUCCAGGAAUUUCUUCAGAACCUAAGUCCAAAAAACAACCAACAUGAUCAUUUUUGGAAAGAUUUUUGGGAACAGGCAUUUGAUUGUUUCUUUGCAAAUUCAAAAAUGGAGAAGUCUGAGAAGAAAUGUACCGGACAGGAGAGGCUUGAGACCCUUCCUAUAUCUGUGUUUGAAACACACAUGAGCAGUCAGAGUUACCAUAUUUACAAUGCAGUCCAUGUUGUGGCACAAGCUUUGCAAUCUCUGUAUUUCUCCAAAUCCCGGGAAAAAGCAAUAGUGAAAAAAGGAACUAAAAAGUUUCACAAUCAAAUGUGGUGGGAGGAUUUUAGAAACAAAAAUAACACUGUGCAUCAUGAAAGGUACAACAAAGCCAUAAUGAAACAUGUUGGUGGGAACACUAUGCUUUGGGACUGCUUUUCUUCAGCUGGAACUGGGGCUUUUGUCAAAGUGGAAAGAAUUAUGAACAGUUCCAAAUAUCAGACAAUUUUGGUUCAUUCCUUUCUGAAAAGUGUCAGAUUCAACAACAGUGUUGGUGAAAAGAUCUCCUUUGAUAAAAAUGGAGAAUUCAUUGGUGGAUAUGAUAUUAUUAACUGGAUCACAUUCCCAAACCAAUCCUUUGUGAGGGUCAAAGUUGGAAUAAUAGAUCCCACAGCUCCAGCAGACAAGUUCUUCAAUAUUUCUGUAGAUUCCAUCACGUGGCCAGUCAGCUUUAAUCAGGUACUGCCUCUGUCUUUGUGUAAUGAUCCUUGUGAGACAGGAUAUAGCAAGGCCAAGAAAGAAGGGGAGUCAUUUUGCUGCUAUGAUUGCUAUCUAUGCCCAGAGGGGAAAAUUUCAAAGGAGAAGGACAAGGAUGAUUGUUCUCCAUGUCCCAAAGAUCAAUAUCCCAAUUCUGAGAAAAAUAUGUGCAUUCCAAAGCGGAUCACCUUUUUGUCCUGUGAAGAACCCUUGGGGAUCAGUCUGGCUGCUCUUUCUCUUUGCUUUGCUUUAAUGACUAUUUUUGUAAUAAAAAUUUUCAUGAAAUAUAAAGACACUCCUAUCGUCAAAGCCAACAACCGGAAUCUCACUUACACUCUCUUAGUUUCCCUCCUCCUCUCCUUCCUUUGUGUCUUUCUAUUUAUUAGGAGACCUGAAAAGAUUGUUUGUCUGCUUCGCCAACCAGCUUUUGGCCUCAUCUUUUCUGUGGCGAUUUCUUGUGUAUUGGCCAAAACCUUUGUUGUGGUUCUAGCAUUCAUGGCCACCAAACCUGGUUCCAAAUUAAAGAAAUGGGUGAGGGGAAGAAUGGUCAGUUUCAUUCUUCCAUCCUGCUUCCUUGUUCAAAUAUGUUUUUGUGCUGCAUGGCUGAUAACCUCUCCACCAUACCCAGAUACUGAUAUGCAGUCAAUGUCUGAAGAAAUCAUCAUGGAGUGUAAUGAGGAAUCGGUUAUGUUCUACUGUGUUUUGGGCUUUAUGGGUUUUCUUGCUCUGGUUAGCUUCUCUGCUGCUUUUCUAGCUAGGAAGUUGCCUGACAGUUUCAAUGAAGCCAAAUUCAUCACCUUCAGCAUGUUGGUCUUCUGCAGUGUUUGGCUGUGCUUUAUUCCAACCUAUCUAAGCACAAGGGGAAAAUAUAUGCUGGCCGUGGAGAUCUUCUCCAUGAUCUCCUCCAGUGCUGGCUUAUUGGUGUGCAUCUUUUUUCCCAAGUGCUUUAUCAUUGUGAUGAGACCUGAACUGAAUACUAAACAUCAGCUCAUGAAAAAAAAGUUUUAA
Molecule: messenger RNA, 2712 nt
Organism: Protobothrops mucrosquamatus (brown spotted pit viper)
Lineage: Eukaryota; Metazoa; Chordata; Lepidosauria; Squamata; Viperidae
Product: vomeronasal type-2 receptor 116-like
Exons: 8
Coding region: 1-2712 (903 amino acids)
Biological process (GO): G protein-coupled receptor signaling pathway
Cellular component (GO): membrane
Molecular function (GO): G protein-coupled receptor activity
Source: RefSeq, a predicted model, not a curated record